Acytostelium subglobosum LB1 is the source of this 696-nucleotide messenger RNA. RefSeq lists its product as hypothetical. Gene Ontology annotation, biological process: nucleocytoplasmic transport. Gene Ontology annotation, cellular component: cytoplasm; nuclear pore. The coding region runs from base 1 to 696 and encodes 231 amino acids. Gene Ontology annotation, molecular function: GTPase activator activity. The transcript has 3 exons. NCBI's taxonomy places the organism in Eukaryota, Evosea, Eumycetozoa, Acytosteliales, Acytosteliaceae. The record is from RefSeq and is a predicted model, not a curated record.
AUGUCAGAGACCGAGAAAACCACUACCCCAGCUACUGAGACUACUCCAGCUCCAGCCCCAGCCACUACUACAGAGGAGAAGCCAAAGUCAAUCUUUGGAUCAUCAUUUACAAGCACAUUCACAUCGUUUGGUCAAGCUCCAGCAACCAACACCACUACAUCACCAACAACCUCGACUACUACCCAGUCUGAGGAGUCCACCUCCACCACCAACGAUUCAGAGGCCAACGCGCCAGAUCACGAGCCAAACGUCGAGUUUGCACCAAAGCUCAACCUGAACAAGGUCGAGGUCAAGACCAACGAGGAGGACGAGGAUGUUGUAUUCGAAAUGAGAGCAAAGUUGUUCAGAUUCGUCACCGACCCACAGCCACAGUGGAAUGAGCGAGGCACUGGACAGGUCAAGCUCCUGAAGCACAAGGAGAAUGGCAAGAUUAGAAUUAUCAUGAGAAGAGAGAAGGUCUUCAAAGUUUGUUUGAAUCAUUACGUUUCACCAAUUCUGAAGUUGGAGGUCAAUGCUGGUAAUGACAAGUCAUGGGUUUGGAAGUGCCCAAAGGACUUCUCAGAUGAGGAUCACCCAGAGGGUGUCGAGGAGACUUUCGCCAUUCGUUUCGCUUCAGCAGAGAAUGCCCAAGCAUUCAAGACUAGCUUCGAGUCAUGUCAGACCGAGAUGAAGGAGCUUCUUGCCAAGAAGGAGUAA